AUGUCUAGGGCUCGGCCAUACCUAUCCUUCGAGCUGCAGGAACCCGCGGGCUCGCAUUCCCCGACAAGCCCUAUUCCACCUCACGAAACAGUUACAAAUCGUCCUUGGUAUCACUACUUACCCUUGCUCUUUACGGUCGGCCUGAUCCUUUCCCCGCAUCCAUCCAUCCUCAUUGUCCUCGUACGAUACCACCUUCAAAUCCUGGAGUCGCCUCUCUACUUUGGACUCAAUCUCAUCAUCACGUAUACCCUGACAUUCUUGGCGCUGGUCUCCCUGCUCGUAUGCGUUGUCCGCGACCCAGGACCCGUAGAUUAUAAACCGGGCGAAGAAGACUCUAGUCUUGGGGAUGAGAACGCAAUGAGCUUGACAGAAGCUCUAAUGGGCCCUGGGCCUACUGACGACUAUUCGGAACCUGGAAAGUGGUGCAACAAAUGCUGGGCACCUAAACCGGAGCGAACUCACCAUUGCUCCACGUGCGGCCGUUGUGUCCUGAAGCUAGAUCACCACUGUAUGUGGUUGACCAAGUGCCUUGGACACAGAACUUACCCGUCUUUCGUUCACUUCUUAAUCUCGGUCACUCUCCUGGCCACGUACAUUGCUAGCCUUGCGAUCAAAAGUCUCAUAUUUGCCUUCACUCACUAUGAAUCCAUUGAUGAAACCACUCCUCUGCACGAACUCUUUCUUGCCGCCGAAGGACUCAUAUUUGCCAUGGUCGUUGGCUCCUUUGUGGCAUAUCAUCUAUAUCUUGUCACAACGAACCAGACGACACUUGAGCACAUAUCGCCCUACCUUCUUCUGCGGUAUUUACCCGCAUUACCACCAUCGCCCAGCGGGCAACAACUCUCAAAUCCACCUCAAGAGGAUGAACUAACGUACUACCAGCGGCGGCUCGUUCGACGUGCUCACGGGCGCAUUCGCCUCUAUGAUAUUGGCUGGAGACAGAAUUGGGCCCAGGUAUUCGGAAUCGAUGGACUUGGGAAGGCGGCGCGAUGGAAAGUGAUCCUGUAUCGAUUACUGUGCGGGGGUUCCAGUAAGGGGGAUGGUCGGACGUACCCUCGGAAUCCCCGCGCUGAGGAUAUGCUCGCCAAUCUUGCUACGGACCUCGUCAUGGAAACAAAGGAUCUAUGA
Molecule: messenger RNA, 1128 nt
Organism: Punctularia strigosozonata HHB-11173 SS5
Lineage: Eukaryota; Fungi; Basidiomycota; Agaricomycetes; Corticiales; Punctulariaceae
Product: zf-DHHC-domain-containing protein
Exons: 7
Coding region: 1-1128 (375 amino acids)
Biological process (GO): protein targeting to membrane; peptidyl-L-cysteine S-palmitoylation
Cellular component (GO): endoplasmic reticulum; Golgi apparatus
Molecular function (GO): protein-cysteine S-palmitoyltransferase activity
Source: RefSeq, a predicted model, not a curated record